Messenger RNA from Dovyalis caffra, 267 nucleotides. Lineage: Eukaryota; Viridiplantae; Streptophyta; Magnoliopsida; Malpighiales; Salicaceae. The record is from the annotation of a GenBank genome assembly.
CGUGCCCAUGCCCCAACACGCCUCGGCUAUACGACGAGCGCGACAAACCACGCCCUAUCAUGCAACGGGACCUCAACUAGAUACCCUAACAUGAAGCGACCAACAUGCCUCGUCAACAUGCCUCGACCAAACGCCCCAAUGCAUAGCAGCUUGCUCACCUCACUUGCACCGACCUAUGCACCCACGUGCCAUACCCACCGCAAACUUAAACCCCCUUCCUCUUGUCAACGCACUUGCCUACGGCUAGCUCCUAUCGCCUCGGCGUGA